Molecule: messenger RNA, 687 nt
Organism: Pieris macdunnoughi
Lineage: Eukaryota; Metazoa; Arthropoda; Insecta; Lepidoptera; Pieridae
Source: the annotation of a GenBank genome assembly
AUGAUCAAUAAAAGUGAUGUAGCUCCAAACAUAAUCGAUUUCGUGAAAUCCCCAGUGAAUAUAAUAGACUUCAUUGCCACACUAAGUUUCUAUUUGGACGUUGUAGUGGAAUUGGCCGUAGUGAGACGAAAAAUAGACAAAUCAGAUAUAUUAGAAUUUAUAUCGAUCGUGAAAAUAUUGCGUUUGUUCAAACUGACGAGGCACAGCCCGGGUUUGAAGAUAUUGGUGCAUACAUUCAAGGCGUCUGCGAAAGAAUUGACACUUCUUGUGUUUUUCCUUGUGUUAGGAAUCGUGAUAUUCGCCAGCUUGGUUUAUUAUGCUGAGAAGUCACAAGACAACCCAGACAAUCAGUUCAAAUCGAUCCCACUGGGACUCUGGUGGGCGAUCGUUACCAUGACAACAGUCGGCUAUGGGGACAUGGCCCCGAAGACCUAUCUGGGGAUGUUUGUUGGGGCCCUCUGUGCCCUGGCAGGGGUGCUCACUAUAGCUCUACCAGUGCCGGUCAUCGUGUCCAAUUUCUCCAUGUUUUAUUCACAUACGCAGAGUACCAUGACGAACGUAAGAGUUCGUUUCCACCACUCGUCUUGGGAGUCAGUUGAUCAAAUUGAAUUUUCUGCUGGACUUAUCCAUGGAGGCUGGGGUGAUAACCUAUACGAAAUAUCGCCUGUAAAACCGCUGAGCAUAUAA